AUGGUGGAGCAUUGCUGCGUGCUCCUGGACGCGCUCCUCCACCCCUAUACCCAGGGUAGGCCAACACAUGCCUCCUCUCUUGUGCUCAACCCUCCCAGAGUGGUGUUGAGAUAUGGAGAUUCAGUCUCAGUCAACUGCAGCACAUCAUCCACAGACCAUGAGGGGAUGGGCUGGGAGGACACAUUCGGAGGUACAAGUUUUGAACAAGAUGUCAACAUUGUCACCUGGACUGUGGAUAACCUUACUGAUUGGACAAUAGAACCUACAUGCUACAUCACUCUCAUUGACAGCGAACAACCCUCAAAAGUACUUCCAGUCAUUCUCUACAAGACUCCAGACAGCGUCUCCAUCUCUGUUCUGAACCACUCUGGUCCCAUGGUGGAGGGGACACAGUACCAGCUGCAGUGUGACAUCCAGAACAUCGCUCCUCUACAGAACCUGGUUGUGAAGUGGUACAAAGGGAAUGAACCCUUAGAUAAUGUAACUUACAGUACUGUCAGUAAGACACCAGUGGAUGUGUCAGAUACUCUGAUGGUCAGCUCCAGUAGAGAUGAUGAUGGAGCUCAGUAUAGAUGUAGAGCAGAACUGGACCUUGGACCAGAGGGGCCACAACCCCAUCCUACAGUGACAUCAGAACCUCUCAGCAUUACUGUGCACUCUGAGACCCUGGACAUCAGAGUGGGGGAGGAAAUCACCUUAAACUGCACAGCUACUGGAAAGCCCACUCCUCUGUACAGCUGGCAGUCUUCACAUGUCCAAGAAGCUCUUUUCACACCCGCCUCCAAGCUCCCAGGAACCUACACCUGCACUGCCUCCAGUCAGAUAGGCAAGAUCAGCAAGACUUUCACUGUGAAUCCCAAACCUAUAGGGGGCAGAACAACGUUCUGGGUCAUCAUAGGAUCGGGCCUGGGCCUGACCUUUGUAGUCGUGAUUGUCUAUGUCAUUGUCAAACAGAGAGCAGGUCCCAACUCCAUCAUCUGA
Oncorhynchus tshawytscha (Chinook salmon) is the source of this 981-nucleotide messenger RNA. RefSeq names its product intercellular adhesion molecule 1-like. Gene Ontology annotation, molecular function: integrin binding. Gene Ontology annotation, cellular component: membrane. Gene Ontology annotation, biological process: cell-cell adhesion. The record is from RefSeq and is a predicted model, not a curated record. NCBI's taxonomy places the organism in Eukaryota, Metazoa, Chordata, Actinopteri, Salmoniformes, Salmonidae.